This is a messenger RNA of Fusarium pseudograminearum CS3096, 1800 nucleotides long. RefSeq lists its product as uncharacterized. The record is from RefSeq and is a predicted model, not a curated record. The coding region runs from base 1 to 1800 and encodes 599 amino acids. Gene Ontology annotation, molecular function: metal ion binding. Lineage: Eukaryota; Fungi; Ascomycota; Sordariomycetes; Hypocreales; Nectriaceae. The transcript is spliced from 2 exons.
AUGUCGGGCUACGGUUACGGUCCUCCGCCUCCACCACCUCCAGCUUCUUCUGGCGGUCCUCCAACCUACGGUCCCCAAGCUCCGUCUUACCCCCAAAACGGUCAGGGUCGAGGAGGGCAUCACGCCCGUGGACGCGGCGGCCAUUAUAGCGGUGGGCGCGGAGACUACCACGGCUCGCCCCAGGCUCGUUACGAAUACGGUAGCCAGCCCCAGCCAUACCCUUCUCAUCACAAUCCUCCUCCCUACGGUGCCUCGCAUCCUCCUGCUUACCCUCCUCAGCCUCAAUGGGGCCCGGAGCAUGGUCACCCUCCUCAUGGACAUGCCCCGGGCCCCAUGCCCUCCGGUAACUAUCAUUCCAACUACGCCGCCCAACCAUACCCUCCUUCUCAAUAUCCACAGCAGCCUCCUUAUGGCGCACCACAAGCAUACCCCUAUCAAGGGCCACCUCCCCCGAACCAACCACAGUGGAAUGCUGGAGGGCAGCCGCCUGGAGGUCAUUAUGGCGGAGGGAGGUCGCGUGGGGGCUACAAUGAUCGUAAUGGACCAAAGCCUCCGCUAGUCGGCCAUGUACGCCCUGGUUACGAGCAUGAAGCCAUGCCGCCAGCCAACGGUUAUGGCCAGCCAUAUCCCCAUGAUCCCCGAGCAGUUCAUUACCCUCCUCCUCAAUAUCCAGCGUAUCCUGGCCCUCCUCCGCCUCUUGUUCACCAACAGGAUGGCUAUUAUGGUCACACGACCCGCCGAGGCCGGGGUGGUUUCCGAGAUGGAAACACUCGUGGUCGCGGGGGUCAUCAUGGUAACGACAAGUCGCGUCAUCAAAAGCAUGGACAUAACGAUUCCAACCACAAGUCCGAAACUCCCACUCUGGGGAAGAAGAAGAAGCGAAAGACCAACACUCUGGGCUUGACGCCUGGCAUGGACUCCGAAUCUGAAGACGAUGAAGGGGAAGAGAAGGUCUUGACCGAUUUGAUAGGACAGGAAACACUGAAUGUCAAAGAUGUUGCCGCGUUCCUGGCGGAUAGGAAGAAGCACUUCCCUACAAAAGCCCGAGUAGAGGCAAAAAAGACUGCCGAGCUGGCACAAACUGGCGAAGACAAGGCUUCCUCGCUAGAAAAACAGGCCGACAAGCUCAGACGACAGCUGCGCAAAGUUGAAUCGUCCAUUAAGCGAAAGCGCGAACAGGGCGACGAAGGUGACGAGAUGCGAGACCCAUCUGAGGAGUCUUCAGAUGACGAGCCAGAAGUUAUGUCUACUCGUUCCCAUGUGGCUCCUCCGCCCCCGCCGCCGGCCAAGAAAGCCGACGUCUCCAAACAUUGCAAAUAUUAUUCAACUGGUGGAACAUGCGGCAAGAAGGGCAAGUGCCGUUUCGUCCAUGAUCCCGAGGCUCGUGAAGCGGCCAUGAAGGACCGUGAGGCAAACAAUGGUCGACUCACUAUUCAGCAACGACUGAUCCUCAACGACAAGGAGCAAGAGGAUCUUACUGUCCUUCAGUCAAUCCAGUACCUCCGCAAGAAGGGGUUGAUGCAGCCUGAAGAUCCUGAGGUGAAAAAAGAGGCGAAGUCCGCCAAGCCCGAUCUCCCAGCGCAUCCGCCCCCUCCAAGUCUACUUCCUGCUGCAUCAGCUUCGUUGCCUCCUCCCCCUGUCAAACGGGAGCCUAACUUGCCUCGUCAUAACCCACCUCCGUCCACCGUUCCUGGCGCCAAUAGUAACAACACUCAGGGAGUCAAGCCCUAUCAAGGAUGGACAAUGAGGCCUUACGGAAGCACGAAUGGGAAGUCGACUAAGAGUGAUAAUCUGCCUUGA